Molecule: messenger RNA, 5653 nt
Organism: Scleropages formosus (Asian bonytongue)
Lineage: Eukaryota; Metazoa; Chordata; Actinopteri; Osteoglossiformes; Osteoglossidae
Gene: smarca4b
Product: SWI/SNF related BAF chromatin remodeling complex subunit ATPase 4b
Exons: 34
Coding region: 184-5016 (1610 amino acids)
Biological process (GO): regulation of DNA-templated transcription
Cellular component (GO): nucleus
Molecular function (GO): histone binding; ATP binding
Source: RefSeq, a predicted model, not a curated record
GGGGGGAGGCGCUCAAGAGCCAUUCUCGCCGGUGUGAAAGGGCCAGUUAUUUUUUACCCAUAUAACAGCAGCAGAGGAGGGAAUGAGGAGCAAAGACAAGAGCUCCUGGAAGGCAGCUAGCAGGAGAGAAUCAGGAAGAGGCCCGGCACUAACCUGCACAUAAGAGAGUUUUCAGGACCGGCGAUGUCUACCCCAGACCCCCCUGUGGGAGGGACACCUCACCCAGGCCCCUCCCCAGGCCCCGGUCCCUCCCCAGGCUCCACCCACAGCAUGAUGGGGCCCAGUCCAGGACCCCCUUCUUCAGGGCACCCCCUUCCAGCUUCGGGGCCCUCCGGAUUCUCCCAGGAGAACAUGCAUCAGAUGCACAAACCCAUAGAGGGAAUGCAUGAGAAGAACAUGCCCGAAGACCCACGCUUUGGGCAGAUGAAGGGCAUGUCCAUGAGAUCCGGGACCCACAGCGGAAUGGGGCCCCCGCCCAGCCCCAUGGAUCAGCAUUCCCAAGGCUACUCCUCUCCGCUAGGAGGUUCUGAGCACGGGCCCAGCUCUGUUCCAGCAAGUGGACCUCCCUCUGGUCCUCUCGUGUCCUCUGGUGGACCAAGUGGAGUUUCUAUGGAUGGCACAGAUGCCCAGGCUGUAGGCCUGCAAAAUCGGGGCUCCACUCCACCUGGAGCUGGAACCCCCACCAGUGGCAACCCAAGCAGCACUAGCGGGCCCACACCUUUCAACCAGAACCAGCUGCACCAGUUGCGGGCCCAGAUCAUGGCCUACAAGAUGCUGGCACGAGGGCAGCCACUGCCGGACCACCUGCAGAUGGCAGUGCAGGGCAAGCGACCCAUGCCAGCGAUGCAGCAGCAGCAGCAACAGCCGCAGCAGCAGUCCGCAGCCGGCAUGCCCCCCGGUGCCGGGCCCGCCACAUCCGGCUACAGCAGGCCUCACGGAAUGGGAGGACCCAACAUGCCCCCUCCAGGGCCCUCUGGAGUUGCACCCGGGAUGCAGGGACAGCCACCCAACGCCACCCCAAAAGCAUGGCACGAAGGGCCGGUGGUCAAUGCGGCAGCUCCCUCCAGCACCCCCCAGAAGCUAAUCCCCCCGCAGCCCACUGGCCGCCCCUCUCCGGCUCCUCCAUCAGUGCCCCCCGCGGCUUCCCCGGUUAUGCCACCACAGACCCGGUCUCCUGGGCAACCGGCCCAGCCCCCGUCCAUGGUCCCACUGCAACAGAAACAGAACCGCAUCACACCUAUUCAGAAGCCCUGUGGCUUGGACCCGGUGGAGAUCCUGCAGGAGCGGGAGUACAGGUUGCAGGCUCGCAUUGCGCACCGUAUCCAGGAGCUUGAGAACCUCCCUGGCUCACUGGCUGGUGAUCUCCGAACCAAAGCCAACAUCGAGCUGAAGGCGCUCAGGCUCCUCAACUUCCAAAGACAGCUGCGUCAGGAGGUGGUAGUGUGCAUGCGGCGUGACACGGCCCUGGAGACGGCCCUUGAUGGCAAGGCCUAUAAGCGCAGCAAACGGCAAUCCCUGCGUGAGGCCCGCAUCACUGAGAAGCUGGAGAAACAGCAGAAGAUUGAACAGGAGCGCAAACGCCGCCAGAAGCACCAGGAGUACCUCAACAGCAUCCUUCAGCAUGCCAAGGACUUCAAGGAGUACCACCGUUCUAUCACGGGAAAGAUCCAGAAGCUGACCAAAGCUGUGGCCACGUACCACACCAACACUGAGCGUGAGCAGAAGAAGGAGAACGAGCGCAUCGAGAAGGAGAGGAUGAGGAGGCUGAUGGCUGAGGAUGAAGAGGGCUACCGGAAGCUAAUUGACCAGAAGAAGGACAAACGUCUGGCCUACCUGCUGCAGCAGACAGAUGAGUAUGUGGCCAACCUGACAGAGCUGGUGCGAGCACACAAGGCUGUGCAGGCCCUCAAGGAGAAGAAGAAGAAGAAAAAGAAGAAGCAGAAGCUGGAGAAUGCCGAGGGCCAAGCUCCUACCCUGGGGCCAGAUGGAGAGCCUCUGGAUGAAACCAGCCAGAUGAGUGACCUUCCCGUCAAGGUUAUCCAUGUGGACAGUGGCAAGAUAUUGACUGGGGUAGAUGCUCCCAAGGCUGGCCAACUUGAGGCCUGGUUGGAGAUGAACCCAGGGUACGAAGUGGCCCCCAGGUCUGACAGCGAGGACAGCGGCUCAGAGGAGGAAGAGGAGGAGGAGGAUGGGCAGCCUCAGCCAUCCCAGCCUCCCAUGGAGGAGAAGAAGAAGAUCCCCGACCCGGACAGUGAGGAUGUGUCUGAGGUGGAUGCGCGCCACAUCAUCGAACAUGCCAAACAGGACGUGGAUGAUGAGUAUGGAAGUGCUGCUUUCGCUCGUGGCCUGCAGUCCUACUACGCGGUGGCCCACGCCGUCACAGAAAAAGUGGACAGGCAGUCCUCUCUGCUCGUUAAUGGGCAGCUGAAGCAGUACCAGAUCAAGGGCCUGGAGUGGCUGGUGUCCCUCUACAAUAACAACCUGAACGGGAUCCUGGCCGACGAGAUGGGCCUGGGAAAGACCAUCCAGACCAUCGCGCUCAUCACUUACCUCAUGGAGUACAAGCGCAUCAAUGGGCCCUUCCUCAUCAUUGUGCCCUUGUCAACUCUCUCUAACUGGGUGUAUGAGUUCGAUAAGUGGGCUCCAUCCGUGGUGAAGGUCUCUUACAAGGGAUCCCCCGCAGCCAGACGGGCCUUCGUGCCUCAGCUGCGCAGCGGCAAGUUCAACGUGCUGCUCACCACCUAUGAGUACAUCAUCAAGGACAAGCAAGUGCUAGCCAAGAUCCGUUGGAAAUACAUGAUCGUGGAUGAGGGCCACCGCAUGAAGAACCACCAUUGCAAGUUGACGCAGGUGCUGAACACACACUACCUGGCACCCCGGCGCGUGCUCCUGACGGGCACCCCUCUGCAGAACAAGCUACCGGAGCUGUGGGCCCUGCUCAACUUCCUGCUGCCAACCAUCUUUAAGAGCUGCAGCACCUUCGAGCAGUGGUUCAACGCGCCGUUCGCCAUGACCGGCGAGAAGGUGGACCUUAAUGAAGAAGAGACCAUCCUAAUCAUCCGCCGUCUACACAAAGUGCUCAGGCCCUUCCUGCUCCGGCGCCUCAAGAAAGAAGUGGAGGCACAGCUGCCGGAGAAGGUGGAGUACGUGAUCAAGUGCGACAUGUCCGCUUUGCAGCGGGUGCUGUACCGGCACAUGCAGGCCAAGGGGGUGUUGCUCACUGAUGGCUCCGAGAAGGACAAGAAGGGUAAAGGUGGUACCAAGACACUGAUGAACACCAUCAUGCAACUGAGGAAGAUCUGCAACCACCCAUACAUGUUCCAGCAGAUUGAGGAGUCCUUCUCAGAGCACUUGGGAUUCACAGGAGGAAUUGUUCAGGGGCCAGACCUGUACCGUGCCUCGGGCAAAUUCGAGGUGCUGGAUCGCAUUCUGCCCAAGCUGCGCGCCACUGGCCACAAGGUGCUUCUCUUCUGCCAGAUGACCUCCCUUAUGACCAUCAUGGAGGACUACUUUGCCUACCGCAACUUCAAAUACCUACGUCUGGAUGGCACAACUAAGGCGGAGGACCGUGGGAUGCUGCUGAAAACCUUCAACGACCCUGCCUCCCAGUACUUCAUCUUCCUCCUGAGCACCAGGGCUGGGGGGCUGGGCCUGAACCUGCAGUCGGCCGACACUGUGGUCAUCUUCGACAGUGACUGGAACCCUCACCAGGACCUACAGGCACAGGACCGUGCCCAUCGUAUCGGUCAGCAGAAUGAGGUGCGUGUGCUGCGACUCUGCACCGUCAACAGUGUGGAGGAAAAGAUCCUGGCUGCUGCUAAGCACAAGCUCAAUGUGGAUCAGAAGGUCAUCCAGGCCGGCAUGUUUGACCAGAAGUCCUCCAGCCAUGAGCGCCGGGCCUUCCUGCAGGCCAUCUUGGAGCACGAGGAGCAGGAUGAGGAGGAAGAUGAGGUGCCUGAUGAUGAGACUGUCAACCAGAUGAUUGCCAGGAGCGAGGAGGAGUUUGACCAGUUCAUGCGAAUGGACCUGGACCGUCGCCGGGAGGAGGCGCGCAACCCGAAGCGCAAGCCGCGCCUCAUGGAGGAGGACGAACUGCCCACCUGGAUCAUGAAGGACGAUGCCGAGGUGGAGCGCCUCACCUGCGAGGAGGAAGAGGAGAAGAUGUUCGGCCGUGGAUCCCGUCAGCGCAAGGAGGUGGAUUACAGCGACUCGCUCACCGAGAAGCAGUGGCUCAAGGCCAUAGAGGAGGGCACGCUGGAGGAGAUCGAAGAGGAGGUGCGGCACAAGAAGACGACCCGCAAGCGCAAGCGGGACCGUGAGUUGGACCUGCCAAGCCCCGCAGUGGCCGGCUCCAGCAGCACCCGCAGCCGGGACCGCGACGAAGACAGCAAGAGGCAGAAGAAGCGCGGCAGACCACCCGCCGAGAAGCUGUCACCCAACCCACCCAACCUGACGAAGAAGAUGAGGAAGAUCGUGGAUGCGGUCAUCAAGUACAAGGACAGCAGCAAUGGGCGCCAGCUCAGCGAUGUCUUCAUCCAGCUGCCCUCCCGCAAGGAGCUGCCCGAGUACUACGAGCUCAUCCGCAAGCCCGUCGACUUUCGCAAGAUCAAGGAGAAGAUCAGGAGCCAUCGCUACCGCAGCCUGAAUGACCUGGAAAAGGACGUGAUGCUCCUGUGUCAGAACGCACAGACCUUCAAUCUGGAGGGCUCCCUGAUCUACGAAGACUCUAUCGUCCUGCAGUCGGUGUUUACCAGCGUGAGGCAGAAGAUUGAGAAAGAGGAGGACACGGAAGGCGAUGACAGCGAGGAGGAAGAGGAGGAUCUGGAUGACGGCUCUGAGUCGGAAUCUCGCUCGGUGAAGGUUAGGAUCAAGCUGGGCAGGAAGGAGAAGGGCCUUGAGCGAGGGAAAGGCCGGCGCAGGGUGGGCCGCGGAUCCAGGGCCAAGCCUGUGGUGAGCGACGACAGUGAGGAGGAGCAGGAGGAGGAGCGCUCACCCAGCGGCAGCGAGGAGGACUGAGCGACGCCCAGAUGGGACCAUUUACACACGGCCACCUGCAGCCAAACAAGUGAUAAUGCGUAUUAGUUGGGAAAGAAUUUUUGUGGUGGACAGGGGGGUGCAUGGUGUAGUUGUUUUUAGUGUAAAGUGUAUCAUAUGCUGAAAUAACCAAAACAAGAAUAUGGUCAAAACUGAGAUGAAUGUCAGACUUCCAGACACACACACCCUGGCCGAAGGUAUAGUCCCUUUUCUGUAACCGCAUGUUCGUUUUCUGUCGUCUGUCCUCUUGUAAAAAAUGACAAGGCUUAAUAGCCGUGUGGAGCUGAAACGUGCACUUUGUGGGUUUGUUAGCAAAUGUCUGUGGCAGAGCUUCCGGCGAGACCCUGGAUCCACAGCCGUUCCAGACUCGAGCACAUGCAAACACGACUGUGUAGAUACGUUGUGGUGUUCUGUUGCGUGGUCUUUCUAGAUGUUUCAUUUUAAGAAGAACUCUCUAGACCCCUGUCCUUGUGCUCGUCCCCGAACCUCUGCUCGUGUUGGAGGAGGCACUGGGGAGGGAGUCACUGGAAUUCAUACUCUUCCCAAUAAAGACAUCUCACCAAACGGCUGCUGUCAGUGCUGUUACUGCUGUGCUAAAGCAUUGUCCAGAUAAUUCGAA